AUGGAUAAUCAAGAAUCACCAUUGGCUCAUAUGGUCUACAACAUGGCAUUGAAUCUUCAGCGAGCAACUGCUGUUGUGAUCAACUCCUUCGAAGAGAUAGAUCCAGCCAUCACAACUGAUCCCAAGUCCAAGUUCAAAAAAUUCCUCAACGUUAGCUCUUCACCCUUAAUUUCAACCUCAAAAAAAUCGACUUCAACUGAUGAGAAUGAUGAAUGCCUAUCGUGGUUGGACAAGCAAGACUCUGCAUCAGUCGUGUACAUUAGCUUUGGCACGGUAAUGAGUCCGCCCCUUGAUGAAAUGGUAGCUUUAGCUGAGGCUCUGGAAGCUUUAAGGUUCCCAUUUCUGUGGUCAUUGAGGGACCAUGCUAGGAAGCUUUUGCCAGAUGGAUUUAUCGAUCGAGCAAGCAAGAGUCAUGGUAAAUUUGUUGCAUGGGCUCCUCAGGUGCAAGUCUUGGCACAUUCUGCAAUUGGCGUAUUUGUAACACAUUGUGGCUGGAAUUCUAUUCUGGAGAGUAUUUCACAUGGGGUGCCUAUGAUAUGUAGGCCAUAUUUUGGUGAUCAAAAAUUGAACAGUUGGAAGGUACAAGAUGGAUGGAGAAUUGGUUUGAAAAUUGAAGGAGGGGUAUUUACCAAGAAUGGAACAAUCAAUGCCAUACAACAUAUUUUGUCCAGUGACAAGGGUAAAACAAUCAGAGAGAAUGUUCAAGAGCUUAGAGCAAAAGCCUCGGAUGCUGUUAAACCAAAUGGAAGUUCGACAAGAAAUUUUGAAGAAUUAUUUCAGGUGUAG
This is a messenger RNA of Coffea arabica (coffee), 786 nucleotides long. The record is from RefSeq and is a predicted model, not a curated record. NCBI's taxonomy places the organism in Eukaryota, Viridiplantae, Streptophyta, Magnoliopsida, Gentianales, Rubiaceae.